Silurus meridionalis is the source of this 3133-nucleotide messenger RNA. RefSeq names its product RAB11a, member RAS oncogene family (gene rab11a). Gene Ontology annotation, cellular component: transport vesicle; axon; postsynaptic recycling endosome. Lineage: Eukaryota; Metazoa; Chordata; Actinopteri; Siluriformes; Siluridae. The record is from RefSeq and is a predicted model, not a curated record. Bases 133 to 780 code for a protein of 215 amino acids. The transcript has 5 exons. Gene Ontology annotation, biological process: exocytosis; melanosome transport; neurotransmitter receptor transport, endosome to postsynaptic membrane. Gene Ontology annotation, molecular function: GTP binding; GTPase activity.
CUAAAUAGUUAGCAUGGCUUCCGAAUGACACCCAAUCUGACUGCAGUGCAGCAGCGGGAAGGAGCGAGCGGCCGGGUCCAUUUUAGCUAAAGAAGUGUUUCCUUACACCGAUUAACCUUCAUUUCUGACAAGAUGGGAACAAGAGACGACGAGUACGAUUACUUGUUUAAAGUGGUUCUAAUUGGAGACUCUGGUGUGGGGAAGAGUAACCUUUUGUCCCGUUUCACCCGCAAUGAGUUUAACCUGGAAAGCAAAAGCACCAUUGGAGUGGAGUUUGCUACUCGCAGUAUUCAGGUGGAUGGGAAGACUGUAAAAGCCCAGAUAUGGGACACGGCUGGGCAGGAACGCUACAGAGCCAUCACCUCAGCGUAUUACCGUGGUGCUGUGGGCGCUCUGCUGGUGUACGAUAUUGCCAAGCAUCUGACCUAUGAGAAUGUGGAACGCUGGCUGAAAGAGCUGAGGGACCAUGCAGACAGCAACAUUGUUAUCAUGCUGGUUGGCAACAAAAGUGACCUGCGCCAUCUCCGGGCCGUGCCCACCGAUGAGGCACGCGCAUUUGCAGAGAAGAAUGGGUUGUCUUUCUUGGAGACAUCAGCUUUGGAUUCUACCAAUGUGGAGACAGCCUUUCAGACCAUCCUGACUGAAAUCUACCGCAUCGUGUCCCAGAAACAGAUGUCGGACCGCCGGGACAACGACAUAUCACCCAGCAACAACGUGGUGUCCAUCCAGGUGCAGCCCACUGAGAAUAAGCCAAAAAUGCAGUGUUGCCAGAACAUCUAGCCUCGUCCAUGACCUCCUUUUCCUGCAAAGCCCACCUGCAGAAAAGCCCUCAUCCCUCCCUCUCGUCUCCUCUUCUCUUCUCUCCCCUUCCCCUCUUUUUCACCACCUCUUAAAGACUGCUUUGGUUCAGAGGCGCAGCUGCACGCUUGGGCUCGAGCACAGAAGCUGUGUUUCCAAACCUCAGAUCUCAAAAGGGUUACCACCUGUGCUCUGGACUAACAUCUUUUGUGUUUGUUUGUUUUUUUUUUCUCCCCUCUGCCAUGGUAGGCUUUUUUUUUUUGUUUAGCGCAAAAUUUUAAUAAUCAGUUGUGCUAAUCUUCACAUAAACGUCUUAAUAUAUUCUUUCAUUUGCGAACAGUGUGAGGUUUGUUCAUGUCAGUGUCUCGUGCAGCUGGUCCAUGUUUGUGACUGAGCCUGUCAUAAGGUUAGACAGUGGCAUUAAGGAGGUAUUAUUGUAUGCUGUGUUUAGAGAUUUCAGAUACUAAAUGUUAGGCGACUAUUAGGCUCCAGAGAUCGAGUUUCCCGACUUUAGCUAUGGCUGCGCGAAUGCAAAAGCUUAAAUUUUGCAUGUAAACUCAACUAUAAUCCGAGGAUCACUUCUGUUGUAUUUUUGACCAUAUUUGAGGGAAUAGCGUAACACGUUAGUCAUGAUCGUUGUGGCUCCUGUGGUCUGUAUUGUAGAAUAUGCUUGCAUGCUUAAUAUCAGCAUUCUAGAAAGAGGAGUGGGAAGAUGCUCUUUGAUACAGAGAGCCCCACAGACAUGACUCCUCACACUGACUGACAGACUCGUGCUGCUUUCCAUUCAUCUUGUGCAUUUCUUGUAGCGUAGUGGUUUUAGUGCCUUUCUCAGUGGAAUGUCACAUUAGGGAGCCUCCAAUUUUUGUGCAUGCGCUCACACCGUGGGCUUUUUCCUUCAGCUCAUCACGGCAGUGCUGUGAGGACUUUCACAUAACCACCUUCAGUGUUAAAAUGGUGGCAUUCCUCCAUUCUGACUGCUGCUUUUUUCUUUAUUGUAAUUUUGUUGCCUCUCAUGCCAACUACAUUUGGUUCUUUUAGCCAGGUUAUGCAGCAAGUUUCGAAUGUCAUUCGAUGCAUAAAUUGAGAAGGGGAAAGGAACAAAACCAACACAUUUGAGCUUUAGAAUUUGAUAGCAGUCAGGGUAGCUACCCAUUUUAACAGCAUUGCAACACCAUAAAUAAAAGAUUUGUGUAGAACUGUAAGUGGGGAACAGAGAUCUAAGAAUUAAACGGUGUCAAACUUUCCAUUCAUCGUACCACUCUCCUUAGUGAUGAGAAAGAAUAGCCAGACCACUGCACAUAAGACAUACCUGAUGAUUGUAGGCUGGAGCUUUUCUGUUUUUGCACCAAACACACUAUUUCUUUUCUGAUCUAACCCACACUACAGUUUAAUUCUUUAUUAUUUAUUCUAUAUUAGCCAACUGAUUUCUUGUUUUGUGCCUAUUAUGUAAGACUCCUGGAAUUUAAGUACAGUACAAUGUUUCUGAUCAAAAUAAAUUAAGACUGUAUAAUGUAUUGUAGCCCAGUAUAAUCAUGUUGUGAUUGUAAAAGCAAGCAUUCCUGUGAUUUCAGCAAAUGUUGGGGGGAGGGGGGAGCAUCAUAAACUGCAAAUCAUUUUUGCACCAUGGCUGCCUAAGGAAUUGUGUUGUGUGUGUACUGUAGAAAUGAUAGUGAGGACAAUAUGCAUGAUCUACUCUGUUCUAUCCAUUCUUAAAACCUUCUGUUAUGCUUAAGAGAACUCUUUCUAAAGCAAGGCACUCUGAGAUCCCUUUUGGAUUAGGCUGGAAACCGCUGUCCCAACUUGUAGUUAUAGCUGGUGUAAUAAUGCAGAAUUAUUAUAGAAAUUAUUAUUAGAAGUGUUUAGACUCUCUUGACAACUUUUCACAAAAUCAGUCAUAAUACACACAUUAUGAACAUUGCAAUAUGGCAGUCUAAAGCAGAAUAGAAUAGCUGUAAAGAAAAUUGUAUACCUGUCACGUUGGGCACUAUGUCUUAUUCUAUGCAUUGUGUGACUAAAUGCUAUUGGGCCUUCCUUCCAAAAUGGCCCUCGGGACCCUGAAACUAAUCAUGUAACUGACUGGUAGAUGGCUAAAGGGCAGUGCCAAUGAUGUAUGGGUACAGAUGGCACAGCUAUGCCCAACCUAAGCACUGCAACUAGUUGGUGUGUCUUAUGUUUAUCUGGAUAUCGAUGUUCUGUUAGUUCUCUUUCACAUAUUGCCUCAGAAAUAUUUGUUUUGUCUGUGCUGUACUGUGAUUUUUUUUUUUAUCAUUAUACUAUUACUCUCUCCACUGUAAUUCGAAUUUCAAAGUGAAAAAUAAAAAUUACGGUUACGUGA